Molecule: messenger RNA, 2313 nt
Organism: Naegleria gruberi
Lineage: Eukaryota; Heterolobosea; Eutetramitea; Acrasida; Naegleriidae
Exons: 3
Coding region: 1-2313 (770 amino acids)
Biological process (GO): protein phosphorylation; mitotic DNA damage checkpoint signaling
Cellular component (GO): nucleus
Molecular function (GO): ATP binding; protein serine/threonine kinase activity
Source: RefSeq, a predicted model, not a curated record
AUGGAUAUAGCAUUUGAAUAUGCAGAUGAAUCAUUGAAAAAAGAUAGAGAAUUUAUAUUGAAAGCUGUUAAACAAUAUGGAUAUGCACUUGAAUAUGCAGAUGAAUCAUUGAAAAAAGAUAGAGAAAUUGUAUUGAAAGCUGUUAAACAAAAUGGAUAUACACUUGAAUAUGCAGAUGAAUCAUUGAAAAAAGAUAGAGAAAUUGUAUUGAAAGCUGUUAAACAAAAUGGAUAUGCACUUGAAUAUGCAGAUGAAUCAUUGAAAAAAGAUAGAGAAAUUGUAUUGGAAGCUGUUAAACAAAAUGGAAGUACAUUUGAAUAUGCAGAUGAAUCAUUGAAAAAAGAUAGAGAAAUUAUAUUGGAAGCUGUUAAACAAAAUGGAAAUAUAAAAUUUAUAUUGGAAGCUGUUAAACAAGAUGGAUAUACACUUGAAUAUGCAGAUGAAUCAUUUAAAAAAGAUAGAGAAUUUAUAUUGGAAGCUGUUAAACAACAUGGAAGAGCAUUUGAAUAUGCAGAUGAAUCAUUUAAAAAAGAUAGAGAAUUUAUAUUGAAAGCUGUUAAACAAGAUGGAUAUGUACUCGAAUAUGCAGAUGAAUCAUUGAAAAAAGAUAUGAAGAUCAUCAGCUCACUACCCAACAAGUAUUCAUCUAAAACCGCUAAAUACAAAUUCCUCAAGAAAGUUGAUACCAAUUCUAUUAAUCAAAAACUAUCCAAAGGUAUUGUUGAAUAUUAUAACAAGAAAUUCUGUGAGGAAAAUGAUCUAUUCUGUUAUUUGUUCUUUAAAGACAUAUUUCCAAAUGAGAAACCAAACUUUCUUAAUUUUAGAUCUAAUUAUUCUCCAAAGUUUAUUGAAAAGUUAAUCAUUAUUCAAAUAUUGAAAAAUAUCAGCUCAAUUAAUCCAUCUUCUAAACCCCACAUAUUCAAGACUUUUGAUUACUAUUUAUUUUGCUUUAAAUUAUAUAAGUUUUUUGAAGAAUAUCAAUCAAAAUUGAACUCAACCUAUUUUUCAAAUAUUAAGAGUGUUGUUGAUGAUAUUGCCUCUAAAUUUGAAGUAUAUUAUUCAGAUAAAGAGGUUGAACCAAUAUUACAUUUUUAUGAAGAGUGGACAUCAGAUUUGACUAUUUUUGAUAACCCUAGAGAGUUAAUAGCCAAAUAUAACGAAUACCAAAAAAAUAUUGUUUAUGAGCUGGUAUCAGUUUUAGGAUAUGGAGCUGAAGGAGUUGUAUUUAAAGCUUUCAAUAAGGAGACUAAUCAAUAUGUUGCUUUUAAAAUUAGUUAUGAAUAUUUAGACGUAGCUCCUGCCCAAGAGAGAAUCAACUUUCUUAAAAGUGAUAUUGAGGGUAAAAUUAAAUGUUAUGAAGCUAAUCAAAUUAGUAAUCAUCUAUAUACAGUUAUGGAAAUAGGAGAGGAAUCUUUGUCUGAUUACAUUAAUAGAAAUAGUGAGGUUUAUACACAAAAGUCUAUUACCAAAGAUUAUUUAAUUGAAAUAUUAACAAUAUUCACAAAAAUACUCUACUCGGUGCAAACCAUUCAUGACCAUAAUAUUAUUCACCGAGAUUUAGAUCCAAAGAAUAUUGUCAAAGUUUCAGAUCAAUACAAAAUUAUUGACUUUGACAUCGCAAAAGUGGCCAAGACUGGAAAAUCUAUCACAUUGACUAUUGGAAAGUUAAGUUACAUGUCUCCUGAAGUCUCUCAAGCCAGUUAUAGAGAGGAAUUACUCGAUGAUGGCAAACUUGUUCAAAAUAUUGGGAAUAUUUCAACUAUGAGUGAUAUUUUCUCAAUGGGAUGUAUUUUACUGAAAUUAUUGACAAAUAGUUCAUUAAUGUUGGAUAAAAAGUUUUUACAAGAUGCGAAUGUACAGAAAUAUGCCGAGCAGUAUCGAUAUUUUGUGUGGGAUGGUGUUUAUUUUCAUACAGUAUUGACGGAGUUAUUGAGAGAAAAGAAAUUACACCACGCCAUCCAAAAAACAAUUGAUCAAUAUAUAGAUCCUAAUUUUGGUGUGAAUACAAUCUUAACACGAUGCUUAAUUACCAUGAUUCAACAAGAUCCCAAUAAGAGAUUGAUGUGCUACACUCACAGAACAAUCCUUUUAAGAGUUAUUAAUUAUUUGAAAGAUAAUAGUUCAGAAAGUAUUGAAUUAAUUCAAAAGGAAAUGGAAGAUAAGUAUAGUGAAAUAUCUGAACUGAAGGAGAUUCCUCAAAUAGUCGAGGAAAAUGAAAAAUUAAAACAAGAAAAUAAGGAACUUAAAAAGGAAAAUAUGAGAAUCAAGGAACUUGAGGAAGAAAUUAGAAAAUUAAAGUUAUUACUUAAAUGA